UUUAAGUAAGCGACCUUUUCCCUUCCCCUUUUUAAGCAAUAUUUUUUGUGUGAAUCAAUAACACAAAAUAAAUUUAAAUACAUAUUGCAUGGAGGAAAUAACCCUCAUCGUCGCCGCCAUUAUAACAUUGGCCUCCGCCUUCCUCCUCCACCGCACUUUCUUCCUCCGCCGUAGAUUCCGCCUCCCCCCUGGUCCGAAACCAUGGCCGAUAGUAGGAAACAUGCCGCAGAUCGGCGGAGCGCCUCUCCACUCUCUCCUUGCCGCCAUGGCCGGAAAGUACGGACCACUGAUGUACCUCCGCUUAGGCUCAGUGGACAUGGUCGUGGCGGCAUCCGCGGCUGUGGCAGAGCAAGUCUUGAAGAUUCACGACACUAAUUUUCUUAGCCGGCCGCCAAACGCCGGUGCAAAAUAUAUUGCUUAUAAUUAUCAGGAUAUGGUUUUCGCACCGUACGGUCCACGGUGGCGAUUGCUCCGGAAGAUCAGCGCCGUCCAUCUCUUCUCAUCAAAAGCUCUAGAUGAUCAUCGCCGUAUACGGCAGGAUGAGAUAUCGGUGCUAGUACAAGCCCUUGCAAGGUCCGGCGAAGCUCCGGCGAACUUGGGGAGCUUGCUCACCGUGUGCAUUGCGAACUCCCUUGGACGGACAAUGAUCGGGCGGCGUGUUUUCGGUGAUGGCAGCGGUAGCGACGAUUUAGAGUCAAAUCAAUUUAAGGCAAUGGUGGAGCAAGUGAUGGUGCUGGCCGGAAAGUUCAACCCCGGCGACUUUUUCCCAUGGCUUGAGAGGCUCGAUUUGAUGGGUGUGGGCAGUGAGAUGAAGAAGGUCCAUAAAUGGUUCGAUGAUUUUUUGACUAAGAUCGUGGAGGAGCAUCGGAAUUUGUUGGCCAGAGGUGGCGGUGGUAGUGGCGGCGGCGGCCACCAAGACUUGUUGAGUACUCUUCUGUCGAUGAAGGAUGAAGGUGUAGAUGAGAACGAGAAGCUAAAUGAUACUGAGAUCAAGGCUUUGUUGUUGAACAUGUUCACAGCUGGAACCGACACGUCAGCAAGCACAGUUGAAUGGGCCUUGACAGAGCUCAUAAGACAUCCCGAAAUGAUGGCCCAGGCCCAACAAGAACUGGACUCUGUAGUCGGUCGUGAUCGGGCAGUUUCCGAUCUGGACUUACCUCAACUAGUCUAUCUCCAGGCCGUGGUGAAGGAAACUUUCCGGCUCCACCCACCGACGCCGCUCUCCCUCCCUCGCAUGGCGUCCGACAGCUGCGAGGUCAACGGAUAUCACAUCCCCAAAGGCUCCACUCUCUUAGUCGACGUAUGGGCCAUCGGUCGUGACCCAAAAGAAUGGGUCGACCCACUCGAGUUCGGGCCCAAUCGGUUCCUCCCCGAUGGCGAGAAGCCCCACGUGGACGUAAAGGGAAAUGAUUUUGAGGCGAUUCCGUUUGGGGCUGGGCGGAGAAUAUGUGUGGGUUUGAGUUUGGGCUUGAGGAUGGUCCAGAUGUUAACAGCUACGAUAGUCCAUUCAUUUGAUUGGGCCUUGCCUAAUGGGCUUACACCUGAUAAAUUGAACAUGGAUGAGCAUUAUGGGCUUACUCUUCGUCGGGCCCAACCUUUGGUUGUGCAUCCACGGCCCAGGUUAUUGCUUGGGGUUUAUCAAAAAUUGCCUUAAAUUUGUUAGUUUUAAUUUUUUUUUUCUUUUAUUGGGUUUAAGUUUUCUUCUUCUGUUUGAUUUUGAAAAUUAGUAAUAAUAGUUUGGGUAAAUCGUAAAAACUAUCUCAAAAGUAUAGUGGUAGCCCUCGAGCUUAUCCAAACUUUAAAGCUGAACUCUGAAAUUUCAAAUUUAUAUAAUCGUAUAAAUUACACUGAUUAUAUAAGUUUGAAUAUUUAAUUUUCACAAAACUUGAAGUUCCGAUUUUAACAAUUUUACAAGUUUGGUGAUCCAUUUAUUAUUAUCGAAAGUUCGAGGGUGUAAUUGUAACUACCACCUUCUUUUAAUGGUAGUUUUUGUAAUUUACACAAAUAGUUUAUGAGUGCUUGUUCAAUAUGUCUUUUGUUGGUUUAUUGUAAUAUUAAUUAUGCCUAUUUAAACUUAUAAAAAUCGUAUUAUUUA
This is a messenger RNA of Cucumis melo (muskmelon), 2095 nucleotides long. Its product is annotated as flavonoid 3'-monooxygenase. Bases 89 to 1654 code for a protein of 521 amino acids. The record is from RefSeq and is a predicted model, not a curated record. Gene Ontology annotation, molecular function: oxidoreductase activity, acting on paired donors, with incorporation or reduction of molecular oxygen; heme binding; iron ion binding. NCBI's taxonomy places the organism in Eukaryota, Viridiplantae, Streptophyta, Magnoliopsida, Cucurbitales, Cucurbitaceae. The transcript has 3 exons.